Molecule: messenger RNA, 852 nt
Organism: Penicillium malachiteum
Lineage: Eukaryota; Fungi; Ascomycota; Eurotiomycetes; Eurotiales; Aspergillaceae
Gene: rip1
Product: ubiquinol--cytochrome-c reductase catalytic subunit RIP1
Exons: 4
Coding region: 1-852 (283 amino acids)
Biological process (GO): mitochondrial electron transport, ubiquinol to cytochrome c
Cellular component (GO): membrane
Molecular function (GO): quinol-cytochrome-c reductase activity; 2 iron, 2 sulfur cluster binding
Source: RefSeq, a predicted model, not a curated record
AUGACAAGCCCCGUGAUUCCGAUCUCUAGCGAAAGCUCUGGCUCCAACUUCAUCCCGGCUUCAUCCACUCCCUACCUUCGCUCUCCACGCAACGCCGCGGUCUCACCUCCCCUCCUCCAGUGGUCAAUUGCCAUAACAAUGUCGCUCUCCUCCGCUUCCAGCACUCUGCUGCGCACCUGCGCCCGCCAGCAGCUGCCUACCGCCCGCGCCGCCGUCACCUCCUGCCAGCAGCGGAGGGGAGUCGCGGAUGCGAAGACAUCCUUCGACAGCCCCUUCGUCAACGCCGGCGAGCGUGGCUCCACCGUGAAGAUCCCCAACUUCAGCAAAUACAAGUCCAACUCUUCUCCCCGUACCAACCAGGUCUUCUCCUACUUCAUGGCUGGCACCAUGGGUCUGGCUACCGCCGUCGGUGCCAAGGCUACUGUUCAGGACUUCCUCGUCAACAUGUCCGCCUCCGCCGAUGUCCUGGCUCAGGCUAAGGUUGAGAUUGCUCUUGGUGCUAUCCCCGAGGGCAAGAACGUCAUCAUUAAGUGGCGUGGUAAGCCCGUCUUCAUCCGUCACCGUACUCAGAGCGAGAUCGAUGAGGCCCGUGAGACCAAGUGGGAGUCUCUGCGUGACCCCCAGUCUGAUGACGACCGUGUCCAGCGCCCCGAGUGGCUGGUCAUGCUGGGUGUCUGCACUCACCUUGGUUGUGUCCCCAUUGGCGAGGCUGGUGACUACGGCGGCUGGUUCUGCCCCUGCCACGGCUCGCACUACGAUAUCUCUGGCCGUAUCCGAAAGGGCCCUGCCCCUCUGAACCUGGAGGUCCCCGCAUACGCCUUCCCCGAGGAUGAGACCCUUGUCAUUGGUUAA